This is a messenger RNA of Mercenaria mercenaria, 9794 nucleotides long. Its product is annotated as dentin sialophosphoprotein-like. Gene Ontology annotation, molecular function: DNA binding. Lineage: Eukaryota; Metazoa; Mollusca; Bivalvia; Venerida; Veneridae. Bases 8 to 3538 code for a protein of 1176 amino acids. The transcript has 5 exons. The record is from RefSeq and is a predicted model, not a curated record.
UUCUGACAUGAAUCGAUCGAGUAGAAAAAAAAUACACAGUACAGAAAAGCACGAAAUGGAGCUCAGAAGCUGCCUAAUAUCCAACCAGAAGCUUAUCAGAUCAUCAAAAGAAAUUUUUAACUUUGCCGAGAAAAUUGCCUCAGAAUGCAGCUUGUUGACUAGCGAUUUGAUACUAGCUGCAGUCUGGCAUUGUCUGAAUCAAACUCAACCAACAGAAUCAAGUACUCUGAGCAAUAUAGCUGUUGAAUCUAGUAGUGAAGAACACAGAAUACAGAAGCAAGACAAAGAUAGAACCAGAAAAAAGCCUGUUAGUGAUUCUGAAGAAAACAGAGCAUGUCAAUCCACUGAAAAUGCUGUCAAUGAAAACAAAUGUGACUUACAUGCAGACAAACCAAAGGAUGAUAGAGAAAUUAAAAAGAAGCAACCAGAGAAAGAAGCAGCUAGAAAUGUUGACGCAGAGAAUGAUGAGAAGAAAGAGGUUUGGAUUGUAGGUGAAUCAGAAAGUAAAACAGAUGACAUUGAUAAACAGCAAAUUAAUCAGUUAAGAAGUCACUCGGAUACAGCAUCAGGUGAUCAGUCACAAACUAUUGUUACAAAUGGGCCAGAUAGCCAGAAUAACACUGAGGUAGACACUAAAGAAAGUAAAGGCGUUUGUGAAAUCACUAAUGUUCAAAAUUACUCCUCUUCAGAACCAAAACUUGACAAGAAUAUUAAAUUGCACAAUAGGACAAAUGUAGCAACUAAAGAAACAAAUGAACAAGUUAAUAUAGAUAAAAAUGUGAAUAAGUUUAAUGUGACUCGUGAUGAAAACAAAACAGAUACACAAGACCUGUCUGUCCAAGAAAAGGUAAAAUCUGUGCCUGCUGCUUCUCUCAAAGACAGUCAGUCUAAGCAAAAUGAAGGGAAAGGUCAAAAUGAAAAGAAAAGUAUAGCAGAUGUUGAAGUUAUUAGCAUUGAUGAUGAGGAUUCAAAUGAUAUUCCUGGUGGACUUGAUAUUGCAAGCAUAACAGAGUUUGCUGUUGUUGCCCGUGAUAAAAAUGAAGAGAUAGCAGAAGAAAAAGAGCCAGAUUACUUUGACAUGGACUGUGAUGAAAUAGAUGAUGAUAAUGAUGGUGAUGAGUAUGAAGAGAUGUUAGAUUUUACUACAGAUGAAACAGAUAAAUCAGAAAAAUAUAAAGAAGAAAGUAAUGUAAAGACUAAUACAAUUCAAAAGGAUGCAGAUGUAACAAUUAUAAGUGACGAUGAAGAUGAUUGUGAAGUGAAGGGCUCGGCUAUUAAUGCUUUAACAAGUCCUAGUAAAUGUGAAAGUCUGAAUGAAACAGGUAACAGAAGUAAUACAGGUAAAAGCCAGCUAAACACCACAAGCAGUAAAAAGCAGGCAGUAAGUGAAGGUACGAGAAGAAAACAGUCCCUUACUAAUGUAAUGGAAGACUUAACUGGUAGUGUUGAAGAGAAAACAAAAGGAAAAGGUUUGAUGGACAGAUCAGGUGAAAAAGUUCAUACUAGAAUAAUAUGUCCAGCUAUGGAACAUUUGGACAGUAUGUCUAUGCCUAAAGAUGAAUCAUCAUCAGAACAUGCAGGGGAUAGAAAUUCUUCAGUUCCGUCGGUGUCAGAUAGUGAUUCUACUUCUACAUCUGCAGUAGCAGUGUUAGGACUAAUGCCUGUUGGUGAUGUACAGAAAUCUGUUGACAGUGCAGCCAGCACUACUGAAGAAUCAUCUUUAUCACAAAUAUUUCCAACUCUUGCUUCUAACCAAUCAAUUUAUGUCUCCUCAAGCAUGGUGCAUGGAUCCAUUCCAUCUUUACCACCAGUCCAAGAUUUACACCAUGUCAGUAACCUACCUGGUAACAGAUUUGCUGAUAUUUAUCAAGGCUCAGAUACAGUAACAUGUCCAAGUCAGGGUUCGUCUGCUACUCCAGGAUCAUUCCAGUUUGAUCAACCAGAUUUGCAGGCUCAGACUUCAUAUUACAGUGAAGAAUAUUCUUCUGUUCGGUCACCAGGUGAUGAAUUUAGCAGCCCGCCUAGGAAAAAACGAUUACUGGAUUAUGAUAAGAAGUGGCAUAUGGAACCAAAGUUUAGUCCAGAACAAGACAAGGAUGAUGCGUUAGUAAAACUGCAGGAGGGAACACUUGUUCGAAUAAAGACUGAACCGGAAGAUUUUGAGCUACAAGUGAAUACACUUAAUGAAAUGCCAGUUGAUAUAGAGAAUAAAGCUGUGUUACAUGUAGGCUCGUGUUCUGAUACAGAAGUGAAUAAACACAGGAGAGAAUUUGUUAAUACAACAAAAGAAGCAUUGCUCAAUACAGAAUGUGUAAUACCAGCAAGAUCUGAAGAUGGAAAACGAGAAAUGCAAGCUUAUGACAUUGUUAUGAAUACCAACAAUGAAAUGUCAGAUGAUAUAUUGUUAAAAGUCGAGGUUCCAGUUAACACUGAUGAUGAAACUUCUGACAGCAUAGAUAAAGAAAUGUCAGGAAACACUGAAACAGGAAGGAAAAGACAGUUUUACAGUCCUUUGAUGAAGCUUCAUUUUAUUGAAAGGUUAAAGAAUGGUGAAAGUCAAACAUCUAUACAUAGAGAUACAGGCAUUCCUGGAUCUACUCUUCGUACAUGGCUGAAAUCUGAACAACAGAUACGUAGACUUCUAAAUUUUAAGUCUAGGGUUAAAGGCAGAAGUAAGUAUUUAGCAUUGCCUGGUGGAGUAGAAGGGAACAUCAUGUUAGCAGACUGGAGACAGCCUGGACAUUACACCAGUGUUAGCCAGUUUCCUCGUGUCCCGAGUAUUGGUAUUGAAAAAGUUGACAGUGAUUACAUGAACUAUCAAAGGAUGAAUGAUGAAAGUUUCCUUGAUUAUGGUGAUGAUGGUGAUUAUGGUUUUGGUGGUGAAAAUGAUGAUAAAGAUGGAAGUGAUGUGAAUGAUGAGAGCAGCAACAAAAGGAAAUUAGGAAGUGUACGAGGAACAAGAGGGAGAGGGAGGCCAAGAGGCCGGGGGACUAGGGGUACAGGAAGGGGUGUGCGAAAACUGAGUGGAAACUCAAGUGUGAGAGGAAGGGGUAGGGGCUCAGUAAGAGGAACUAGAAGGAAAAGAGGCCGACCAGUGUUGAGAAGUGCAAUAGGUAGGGGUACAAAAAGUCGUGGUGCUUCUGUUGGGUUUGUUAAAUCAAAAGCAGAUAAAAAAGACGAGAGUCCAUCCAAGUUUAGUACAUUAAGGACUGGGAGUAGAGGAUGUAAAAUUGGUUUUUAUUCUUUAAAAUACAAAAAACCUAGACAAACUAGUGAGAAUGUUGUUAAAAGUAGUGCAAAAGAAGUUGUAAAAAGGGGUCGCGGAAGGCCAGUAAAACGUGCUUUGCACAAUAGUAUGAUCAAAACUCGUUCCUCAGUUGACAAGGAUGUUUCUGGUGCUAGUUCUUCUACAGAUCAAAAGGGUAAACGCGGAAAGCAGAAUGUAAGAAGUGGAAGAGGAAACAUUCGGAGACGUAAACCAGUUAGAAAACUGGCUGACAGUGAAAAGCAGCAAGAAGACGUGAUUGUCAUUGAUUGAAGUUGAAAUCAGAUGUUUGCUUUUUCUCAUCUGAAAUGUUAAAAAUACAAGAAUAGUGUCAUUGAACGGUACCUUUUGAAAAAAAAAAGUUAUGUUGUACGUUAGAUAAAAAAAAAAUGCAUACAUUUGUAUCAUCUACUGAAAAAUGUUUACAGUAUGCAUGCAUACUAACAUUGUUGAAUUAUGGUAUUAGUGAUUUGUAUACAGUUACAUGAUGACUUCAGUCACUGUUUCCAGAGGAAUACAUUUUUGUAUAUGGGAAAGAGGUUUUGCUAUAAAAGUAAAAGAAAAAUUACACUGCAUAUAAAUAAGAUAUUCUUGCCCUUUUCUCUGGCUUUAGUUUUCAGAUAUCAUAAUUCUUAAUAUUUUUAGUAUUAAAUGUUUUUGAAAUUUUAUUUGUCUCAUGUUUAUAAAUUUGUAGAAAUUUAUUUGGAGGUAUACAAAUUAGUGAAAGUUAUUGCCAAGUAAAAUGAAUUGUUGGGCUUACAAACUCGUGAGUAAUUCUUGUGGUGCAUUGACAGAUUUGAGGUAAUAAAAAGUGUUAUCGCUAUAUUCUGUAAAAACUACCGUAGUAGUAAUAGGCAAGAAGUCAGUUUUGUAAACAUAACUACUGUCAGUGGGGGAGGCAUGCACUUUUCUACAAAAGCAUCUUCUAGUUUAAUCAUACAUUGAAGCAAACAAAUAUUCUCUAUGUUUGUAAGUGUACAUGUACAGAGCCUGUUGCUACGGAGAUGUAAAUUUGAAAGAUUUAAGUAAAUGCAGAAAAAAAUAUCUGUCAUUGUAGGCUUGUGAAAUUUUAUCACUUUAUAAUAAUUAUACAGUAACUGUUGAAACUCGGUAUUUCUAUUUCCAAGGGAUCGAGCGUUUUACUUCUAAUAAAAUGAUAUUUUGUGUAGCUGUUUUUGGGAGACGACUUGCAAAUAUCUUCAAGAUAGCCAAAAUUUUGGGAUGAUCGAGUUUGAGAUAUAUGAAGUUUUAAAUGUACUAUGUUUUGAGUGUGUGACUAUGUGGACUUUGUUGUACCAGCAGGUACAGAUGAUAGGGAUAUAUCUUACUGUUAAAGACCCCCCACAGAAUACCUUUGUGUUUUCAUGUUGGUAAUUUUUACAUGAUUAUAUCAGAAAAUUGAGAAAUACAUGUUACAUUUAGUUACAAAUUGACAUAUCAAGUGUAGUGUAGACCACACUUUGUUUCUACAGUGUAAGAUCAUUAUCUAUGUUUAGGGAACUACUUGAAAGAGACUGACUGAACAAAUUAGCAAGUUUGAAAACACAUGAUCAUUUUCUACUGGGGAGUGGGAGGAAUAAAGGUUGGGGCCACCUAUACCCUUUUGUUGAGAAAAUUUGUAGUUUCCAGAAGUUCUUAAAGGAUUGCAGUGAAGUUUUAUUUAUACCAAAAAGUGUAUUUAUAUAUAUAUUUGUUUCUUAGGCAGAGGUGGGCGAUAUAAAACCUUCAUUCCCCCCCCCUCCUCUUGCAGAUAUUACUCACUCCGGUUAGCUCUAGUUUAUAUUGUUGUAUAUUAUCAAGUUAUGUAUAGAUCUAAAUCUUUUUAUAUUGUCUUUGAAUCAGUCUUUGUGUAUAUGACUUUCAUUUAAGAUUCAAGUAAUGUGCUAAAUGUAUGAAAGAGUCGUGCAUCCUUGUCUCAAUCUAUAGAAUAUUAGAUAGAAAGAAGUAGCCAGUCAUGUGUUCAAUAAUAUCUAAGAAGAGAACUGCUUCAGGGAAGACAGGAUACAAAACAGCUUUAAACAAUAUCAAACUAACUUAACCUGUGAAUUAAAAGUUCUCCACACUUAGCAGUAGCAUUUUAGAUUUAGCAUUUUUACACACUGUUAAAAUAUUAUUUUGUUGUUUGUAACAAGAAUUUCAUAAUAAAAACCAGUAUUAUUCUGUUGUGAUGACAUAAAUUGUAAAAUAUUCAGCAAGUUGUUCUUCACACAUUAUUAUGAUUAUAAGUCCAUUAUUGUCCUUUCACUGGAGGGGACCUAUGGUUUGUGCCCCAUCAGUACCUCAGUCACACGAAGUAGGAUCCUGCAAUCACUUUAGUACAAGAUAUUUUUUCAUGAAACCUUUAGUACAAGAUAUUUUUUCAUGAAACCUUUAGUACAAGAUAUUUUUUCAUGAAACUUGGUACAUGGAUAGAUGGCCUCCUUGGCCAAAUGGUGAAGGUCACUGACUCCAGAUCACUUGUCCGCACCAAUGUGGGUUUGAGCCUCGCUCAGGGCAUUGAAUUCUUCAUGUGAGAAAUCUAUCCAGCUGGCUUAUGGAAGGUUGGUGGUUCUACCUGGGUGCUCAUCCAAGAUGAAAUAAUGCAGGGAGGGGCACCUAGGGUCUUCCUCCACCAUCAUAAGCUGGAAAGUUGCCAUAUAACAUAAAAUUGUGUUGAUGUGAUGUUAAACCCAACGAAAACAAAAAACAACAUUGUCUAUUUGUCUGUCCUAUCAGUCACAAAUUGUGCAUUCUGCAACAACUGUUGAAAGUACAAGAGAUUUUUUCAUGAAACCUUGGACCUAGAAGGCAUUCUGCAGAAUAUGCAUAUCUUAUUUUGUCCCUUUGUACAUCUGUUUGUCCCUCUGUCUGUUCAUCCAUCAGCCACAAAAGAUAGAUCCUCCAAUCGUUGCUUAUAGAUUGUGGUUUAUUUAGAGAAUAUGCAGGUCCUUCAGUAUGGAAGAUGUGGUUCUUACAGCAGCAUAUAUGACUAAUGCACCUUCCUAUAGGGGACUUUUAUUGCUGGGCAAUAGUCUUGUUGUUCGAGUUGUUUCAUUUUGAAAUUAUUUCUAAUUCACCAGAGCACAACAUGUUUAUGGUAAGGUGUUGUGAUCGCUCGUUGUCCAGCAUUUUCUUCAAACAACAUCCUCUGAAAUAUUGAUGAAACUUGGCCUGGAUAUUCCUUAGGUCAUCCUCCUUCAAAGAUGUUCAAAUGGUUCCACUUUGUCACACAUACUGGUAACCAGAACUUUAUUUAGGGUGAGCUAUAAUAAGUAUAGUUUCAUGGUCUGGCAUCCGUCGUCCAUUGUCCAUGAACUUGCAAGGAAUUUUUUUUAAACAUCUGCAAUUGCUGGUCAGAAUUACACAAAACUUUGCUUACUUCAUCGUGGAAUGGAUUUUGCCCAACUUUCUCACAAUGAUUACACUUGGCCCCUUUUAGGUCCAUCAGAGCUAAAAAUGAACUUUAAAUGACUUCUUCUCAUGAAAAAUUUGAAUGGUCUUCACCAACCUUGGUCUAUAGCAUCAUUUUAUGGUCCUCUUUCAGAUUUGUUUAAACAGGAACAGUUGGCCCAUUUAAAGGCACUGGACUGCAGCCAGUUUGUAUGUUCCUCUCUUCAGUUUGGCCCCAUUUACAACUUCUCAACAACUAUAUGAUGGAUUGUCACCAAACUUGGCCUGUAGUAUGCUUGCAAGGACCUCUCAAAAUGCAUGAAAAUAACUGAAUUGGGUUACUCAGAUUUCUUCAAAAUAUUCUAAUUGAAAAUAAAUAUAUACAAAGAAAAAUUUUGAAAGUUAAGAAUAUUAAAAUACUGCGAAAUAAUGUGAGGUCAUAUUGACUACCUGCAAGUGUUGCUAACGGCCGUAUCGAAGUGCUCCCACAUUUUCAUCUUUCUCUUGUGACAUAAAUACCUAGAUUAGUUUCCACUGGUGCUGAUAUUUUUAUGACGGAAUUCCUGUUCUUUUAAUGCCUGUAUUGUAGGUAGACUUGUGUAUAUGGUGACAGUAAUACACAUUUAUAUUGGCAUGAUCAGUUCAUUGUUAAUAUUAAGUUGACUUGGUCUGUAUUGGCCUUGUAAUGAAAUUAGUGGUUUGAUCUGUAAAUUGUUGGCGCUUACCCGUGGACUGAAUCAGAUUGCUACAUGCCUGGCAAUCUUCAGCCCUAUAUUGCUCUGUGGAAAACUCUGAAAAUCUUCAUCUCUAAAUCUGCAGGUAAAUUUUCAAAAUAAUCUGACAAAAAAGUUUCUUGUUACACAUGUAAGAGCUGUGAAUCUCUGGUGAGUGCUAAAGUGUCAUCAUGACCCUCUUUUUUUAUGCCCCCCUUCAAAGAAGGACGGGUAUAUUGUUUUGCAGAUGUCUGUUGGUCGGUCGGUCGGAAUGUAGACCAAUCCGUUUCCGGAUGAUAACUCAAGAACGCUUGGGCCUAGGAUCAUGAAAGUUGAUAGGGAGGUUGGUCAUCACCAGCAGAUGACCCCUAUUGAUUUUGAGGUCUGUAUGUCAAAGGUCAAGGUCACAGUGACCCUGAAUAGUAAAACGGUUUCCGGAUGAUAACUCAAGAACACUUGGACCUAGGAUCAUGAAAGUUCAUAGGGAGAUGACCAGCAGAUGACCCCUAUUGAUUUUGAGGUCAGUAUGUCAAAGGUCACAGUGACCAGGAACAGUAAAAUGGUUUCCAGGCAAUAACUGGAGAAUGCUUGGGCCUAGUAUCAGGAAAAUUGAUAGUUAGGUUGGCCAUGACCAGCAGAUGACCCCUAUUGAUUUUGAGGUCAUUAGGUCAAAGGUCAAGGUCACAUUGGCCAGGAACAGUUAAAUGGUUUCUGAUCUUCUUGUCCAAAACCUUUGAUAUUUGGUAUGUAGCAAAAUCUAGUGGUCCUCUACCAAGAUUGUUCAGAUUAUUUCCCUGGGUUCAAAUAUGGCCCCACCCCUGGGGUCACAUGGUUUAUAUAGACUUAUAUAGGAAAAAACUUUGAAAAACCUCUUGUCCAAAACCACAGGGCCUAGGGCUUUGAUAUUUUGUAUAUGACAUCAUCUAGUGGUCCUCUACUAAGAUUUUUCAAAUUAUUCCACAGGGGUCAAAUAUGGCUCCGCCCUGGGGGUCACAUGGUUUACAUAGACUUAUAUAGGGAAAAACUUUGAAAAUCUUCUUGUCCAAAUCACAAAGACUAUGGCUUUGAUAUUUUGUAAUGUAGCAUCAUUUAGUGGUUCUCUACCAAGUUUGUUCAAAUUAUCCCUCUAGGGCCCUGCCCCAGGGGUCAUAUGGUUCAUAUAGACUUAUAUAAGGAAAACCUUAGAAUCUUCAUGUCCAUAACUUACAUCAUUCAAAUUUGGACCACAUGUAUAGUUUUGAGUGGCAAGAUGAACCUUGACAUAAGUUGACCUUGAUCUUGACCUAGUGACCUACUUUCACAUUUCUGUAGCUACAGCCUUCAAAUUUGGACCACAUGCAUAGGUUUGUGUACCGAAAAAAACUUUGACCUUGUUACUGACCUAGUGACCUACUUUCACAUUUUUGAAGGUACAGGCUUCAAAUUUGGACCACAUGCAUAGUUUUUUGUUCCAAAAUAAAAUUUGACAUUGAUUUUGACCUAGUGACCUACUUUCACAUUUCUCAAGCUACAGCCUUCAAAUUUGAACCACAAGCAUAGUUUUGUGUACUGAAAUGAACUUUGAUCUUGAGAUUGACCUAGUGACCUACUUUCACAUUUCUGAAGGUACAGGCUUCAAAUUUGGACCACUUGCAUAGUUUUGUGUUCCCAAAUAAAAUUUGACCUUGAUUUUGACCUAGUGACCUACUUUCACAAUUCUCAAGCUACAGCCUUCAAAUCUGAACCACAUGCAUAGUUUUGUGUACCAAAAUGAACUUUGAUCUUGAGAUUGACCUACUGACCUACUUUCACAUUUCUGAAGCUAGAGGCUUCAAAUUCCGACCUCAUGCAUAUUUUUGUGUUCUGAAUUGAAAUUUGACAUUGAUUUUAUCUUAUUACCUACUUUCACAUUUCUCAAGCUACAGCCUCCAAAUUUGAAGCACAUGCAUAGUUCUGUCUACUGAAAUGAACUUUGACCUUGAAAUUGAUCUAGUGACCUGCUUUCACAUUUCUCAAGCCACAGCUUUCAAAUUUGGACCACAUACACAUUGUUUUUUACCGAAAUGAAAUUUGACCUUGAUUUUGACCUUGAGCUAGUCUCGAAAUUUAGAACAUUCAAAAAUGGCUCAGUGGGUGGCACCAAGAUCACUCUGUAAUCUCUUGUUAGGUUAUUAGGUUAAAGGUCAAAGUCAGAUUAAACCAGAAUGGUAGAACUUUUGUUUACAGUGAGCAUAUAAUUUCUGUUCCUUGUGCAAUUACUGAAUGCAUCAAGGGGGGCAUUUCGUGUUCGACGAGCUCUUGUUCUGUUUUUCCUUUACACUGUUCAAUUAGUUUAGUUUUUCACACAUCUGAAUACAAUUUCUAGUCUAUAUUUUCUCUUGUAGUUUUGUUUGUUUACUUUAUAUUAUUAAUGUUGUAAAAUAAUACAGAUUCUGAAUUGAGAAUACUGAAUAAAUAUUUUCAUAAUU